AAAUCCCAUAAACCCUAAAUCAAAUUUCUCCAUUAAAAAUAAAAUAAAAGGAACGGAACUAAAACAGUGGAAGAAGAAAAGAGAAAAUGUUCUCUCCAGGAUUGAAACGAAGCAAAUUUAGCUCUCAAAAGGAGAGAAAUGUAGGGUCAAAUCCAAGGGCACCAGAUUCUCCAGCUCCACUAACAGAGAACCGUAAAUCAGGUGACCAGACUCCGAUUCCAGAUCGCCCCAGCACAGGCACUCCCGCUCCUUGGGCUCCUCGUUUGUCUGUCCUUGCUAGAAUUCCACCAGCAAACAAGAAUGAUAAAGGGGACGGAAUAGAUCCAAUUAAGCCUGUUUUUGUUGGAGAGUUUCCACAAGUUGUUCAUGAUGAACAGACCAGCUUUUUGCAGAGGCGUGUUCCUGCUGAUGUUUGUAUAUCAGGCGGAAUGGAUCAGGGAACAUGCUUAUCAUGGAUUAUAUAUGGGAACAAAAUUUUUAUCUGGAGUUAUCUGUCAUUAGCAGCUUCUAAGAAAUGCGUUACUCUUGAAAUUCCUUCUGAUGUUUUAGGAAAUGCAGAUGGUGGAAGAAAUUCCUCUCUCCGCAAUAAUUGGUUGCUUUCUAUUGUCAAUUGGGAUAGCACCUCAAAAGUAACAAAUAGAGUUGCAAAUCAUCGCUAUUCUGCUGGUAUUGUCACGUGUAAUCAGAAAACACAAGCUGUUUUAUAUUGGUCUGACAUCUUUGCAGAUGUGGUACCUGCACCUGUUAUCACUUUUGCAUCUUCAGAUGAAUCAUGGGUGACUUCUUCACGUAAUGACAGUAAUGCCACCCAAAACAAACAUGCAGUGAGUUUUUCUGGUUCAAGUUAUUUCAACUCUUUGAUUGCUUCUGCAAUUCCUGGUACCCGUAAUGCUUGUGUUGCCCUUGCAUGUUGUUCCAGUGGCGAGCUUUGGCAAUUGUACUGUAGCCCAAGUGGUAUUCAACUAAAUAAAGUACACCAGAACAUACGAAGUUUGUCAUCCCAAGGCCCUGGCAUUGGUCAACUUGUUGGGAGCAAGGGAUAUCCAAGGCCAAUGAUAUGGUGCCUUCCUAACAUCUCCGUUUCCGACUCCAACCGCCAAUUUUUUCUACUGACAGAAAAUGAAAUACAAUGUUUCAACAUCAAGCUUUUUCCUGAUUUAAAGGUGUCAAAGCUUUGGUCUCAGGAAAUUGUUGGCAAUGAUGGUGAUAUGGGUAUUAAGAAGGAUCUGGCAGGACAGAAACGAAUCUGGCCUUUGGACCUGCAGUUAGAUGAUCAUGGUAAAGUUAUUACUGUUCUUGUUGCCACCUUCUGCAAGGAUCGGGUUAGCAGCUCAAGUUACACUCAAUAUUCUCUUUUGACCUUGCAAUAUAUGUCUGAGGUGAACACCUCAGAUUUUCAUGAAAGGGUUUUAGAGAAAAAGGCUCCGAUCCAAGUGAUAAUUCCUAAAGCAAGGGUAGAAGACGAAGACUUCUUAUUCUCCAUGAGACUUCGAGUAGGGGGCAGGCCCUCAGGAUCAACAAUCAUACUUUCUGGCGAAGGGACUGCAACAGUCACCCAUUAUCAUAGAAAUUCUACUCGGCUCUAUCAAUUUGACUUACCUCAUGAUGCUGGGAAAGUUCUUGAUGCUUCGGUUCUUCCGCCUACUGAUGAUGGGGAAGAUGGUGCAUGGGUUGUGCUUACUGAGAAAGCAGGGAUAUGGGCGAUACCAGAAAAGGCUGUUUUACUUGGUGGGGUUGAACCCCCUGAACGAAGCUUGUCUCGCAAAGGAAGCUCAAACGAAGGAUCCACACUAGAAGAGAGAAGGAACCUUAUGUUGGUGAGCAAUAUUGCUCCAAGAAGGGCUAGUUCAGAUGCAUGGGAUGUUGGUGGUAGACAAUCGACUGGCAUGACUGGGAUUACACGCCGAACUGCCCAAGAUGAAGAAUCAGAAGCUUUCCUAGGUCAAAUUUUCCAUGAGUUUCUGAUAUCUGGGAAUGUUGAUGGAUCACUAGAAAAACUCAAGAGUUCUGGGGCUUUUGAAAAGGGUGGUGAAACCAAUGUCUUUGUACGGAAAAGCAAAUCAAUUGUUGACACCUUAGCUAAACACUGGACAACUACUAGAGGUGCUGAAAUUGUUUCUAUGGGUAUCAUAUCAGCUCAACUCAUGGAUAAGCAGCAGAAGCAUAACAAAUUUCUCCAGUUUCUUGCUUUAUCCAAGUGCCAUGAGGAGUUAUGUUCUGGACAGAGACAUUCUUUGCAAAUCAUCUUAGAACAUGGUGAAAAGCUCUCUGCAAUUAUUCAACUCAGGGAACUGCAGAAUGUGAUCAGCCAAAACCGUUCAACUGGAGUUGGCUCAAAUCAUUCAAGUUUUGAAAUUCAAGUUUCAGGAGCUCUUUGGGAUUUGAUUCAGUUAGCAGGGGAGAGGGCCAGGCGAAAUACUGUCCUUCUGAUGGACAGAGAUAAUGCUGAAGUGUUCUAUAGUAAGGUCUCUGAUCUUGAACAGGUAUUUUAUUUCUUAGAAAGGCAUCUGGAGUAUAUAAUCAGCACGGAGCAACCAGUUGGAUUUCAGAUCCAUAGAGUUUGUGAACUUUCAAAUGCAUGUGUUACUCUAUAUCGAGCUGCCAUGGACUACAAGAAUGAGUAUCACCUAUGGUAUCCACCACCAGAGGGUUUAACACCUUGGUAUUGUCAACCAGUGGUACGUAAUGGGCUUUGGAGCGUUGCGUCUUUCAUGUUUCAGCUGUUAAAAAAAACAUCUGAGCUUGAUAUGUCAGCAAAAUCACGACUAUAUUCUCGUCUGGAAGCAUUGGCUGAAGUUCUUCUGGAGGCAUCUAGUGGUGCUAUAAAUGCUAAAGUUGAGCGAGGAGAAGAACACAAAGGUCUUCUAAAUGAGUACUGGAGUAGAAGGGAUGCUAUUCUUGAUUCCCUUUAUCAACAAGUUAAAGGUUUCGUAGAGGCUGGUUAUCAGGACUUAGCUGACAACCCAGAAGAGAGCCAAGAAGAAAUCCUUAAAAAACUAUCUUCAAGCCUGCUGUCAAUAGCAAAACGACAUGAAGGCUACCAGACCAUGUGGAACAUAUGUUGUGAUCUCAAUGAUUCAGGAUUGCUAAAAAAUCUUAUGCAUGAGAGCAUGGGACCUAGAUGUGGAUUCAGUUACUUUGUGUGUAAACAGCUGUAUGAAAAAAAGCAAUUCUCUAAGCUGCUAAGGCUUGGGGAGGAAUUCCAGGAAGAGCUAUCCAUUUUCUUAUAUCAUUACCAAGAUCUCCUAUGGCUUCAUGAAUUAUUCCUUCAUCAGUUUUCAGCAGCUUCAGAAACUCUUCAUGUUUUGGCUCUUUCUCAAGACGAGGGCUCUAUUUCAAUCACUGAAGAGGAGAUUGAUUCUCACCAUGCAAAUCCAGUUCCAACAUUGACCGACAGGAGACGACUUUUGAACCUCUCCAAGAUAGCUGCAGGUAAAGAUGCCGACUCACAGGUAAAAGUGAAACGAAUAGAAGCUGAUUUGAAGAUUUUGAGAUUGCAGGAAGAAAUUAUGGAAGUUCUACCUACCGAUGAUACAAAGCAACAUGUUGAAAAACAGCUCCUUCGGCCCGAGGAGCUUAUAGGGCUGUGUCUCAAAAGUGGAAGCAAAGAGCUAGCUUUGCAGGUCUUUGAUGUAUUUGCAUGGACGAGCUCAUCAUUUCGCAAUAGCCAUAGGAACCUUUUGGAAGAAUGCUGGAAAAAUGCUGCCGAUCAAGAUCCUUGGAGCCAACUCUAUGAAGCAUCCGUAUCCGAAGGUUGGAGUGACGAGGAGACCUUGAAACAACUUAGCCAAACUAUCCUUUUCAAGGCUUCAAACAGGUGUUAUGGUCCGAAGGCAGAAACCAUUGAAGACGGAUUCAAUGAAGUUCUACCGUUGAGACAAGAAAACGCAGAAGUAGCCGGUUUGAAGGAUACACGAUCAUCUGUGGAGGCAAUAUUGAUGCAACAUAGGGAUUUCCCGUAUGCUGGUAAGCUAAUGCUGACUGCUAUCAUGCUAGGAUAUGUACAAGGGGAUGAAGUUAAAUUAGAAGAGGGGAGAAUGGUAUGACGGAAUAUUAGGGCUAAUACUGAUUACAUUCUGGGAUGGUCUUUUUCAUUUGUGGUGUUUGUAUCAACGUUUCCCCCUUCUUUGGGGUCUUAUUAAAUGCAUGGCCCAAACAUGCAUUCCGAUUUUUUUA
Molecule: messenger RNA, 4176 nt
Organism: Hibiscus syriacus
Lineage: Eukaryota; Viridiplantae; Streptophyta; Magnoliopsida; Malvales; Malvaceae
Product: nuclear pore complex protein NUP133-like
Exons: 8
Coding region: 87-4046 (1319 amino acids)
Biological process (GO): transcription-dependent tethering of RNA polymerase II gene DNA at nuclear periphery; protein import into nucleus; poly(A)+ mRNA export from nucleus
Cellular component (GO): nuclear pore outer ring
Molecular function (GO): structural constituent of nuclear pore; protein binding
Source: RefSeq, a predicted model, not a curated record